Molecule: messenger RNA, 1342 nt
Organism: Lolium rigidum
Lineage: Eukaryota; Viridiplantae; Streptophyta; Magnoliopsida; Poales; Poaceae
Exons: 1
Coding region: 1-828 (275 amino acids)
Biological process (GO): defense response
Source: RefSeq, a predicted model, not a curated record
AUGUCGGCGAUCGUCGCGCACGACGAUGACGACGACGACUGGCCGGCGCCUCCGCCACCGGCCCCGCUCCACCUGCUGGAGGUCACCGUCAUCUCCGCGCAGGACCUGCACCGCAAGAAGCUCGGCCGCCGCGUGCGCGCGUACGCCGUGGCGUGGACCGACGGCGCGGCGCGCAAGCUGCGCACGGACGUGGACCUCGCCGGCGGCGCCGACCCGACGUGGAACGACCGGUUCCUCUUCCGCGUCGACGCCGAGUUCCUGCGCUCCGAGACGGCCGCCGUCGCCGUGGAGGUGCGCGCGGCCGGCGGCGUGCUCGGCCGCGACGCCGUCCUCGGCCGCACGCGGAUCGUCGUGAGCACCUUCGUGCGCCCGUCCCGGUCCGCCGUGGCCCCCUCGGGCAGGCAGGUGGCGGCGCUGCAGCUGCGGCGCCCGCGUUCGCUGCGUCCGCAGGGCUUGGUGAACGUGGCGGUGGCGCUGCUGGGCGCCGCCCAGGCGCAAGCCGUGGCGCCCACCUACUGCGCGCCGGGCUCCACGGACGCGUUCGCCGUGAAGGACCUCGUGGCGAUGAGGCCGGCGCCGGCGCUCUGCGCGAUCACGGAGGACGCGGAGGAUCUGGACUACGGGCGCCGCCGGCAGAAGCCGGUGGUGGAGUACUCCGGACCGCUGGACCCGAGGCGCGCAGCCGUGGAGCAGAGCAAGCUGGCCAUGAAGCUCGAGAAGUGGAGGGCGGACCUGUCGCCGGACCGUGUGGACAAGGACGGCAACGGAGUGAAGCGGAGGUGGCGGCGCCGGACCUCAUGCUUCGGCGGCGCGGAGUGGGAAAGGUAACUCGUGAUCAAUCGGGCCGGGUCAGACGGCCGCAUAUGGCUGCAUGGUUGCUCGUCAUAACCACAGAGAUUGCUUGCCAAAUUAGUUUGUUUCUUGCAUAGUGGACUCGUUUUGAAACCGUUUAAUUUGUUUUACUACACUCCGUAUUAUUUAUUCGUGUCAAUAAUAAAGCUUCAGUAGCACGAAGGAGCGAGGAGAGAAAAUUCAUUAACAAUCAUUCUAGAACGUGAGCUAGUAAGCUAUGCUUCGACUCCAACUUGGCAUCCACCGUUUAAUCCAAUAUACUCCUUCCGUUGCACGAAAGUUGUCUAAGAUUUGCCAGUUGUUUAGAUACAUUCAAAUCUCUGAUAAAUUUCGUGAGUCGGAGAAGAUACUCCGUACAACGGAUGAGUUUGCUCCGUGGGACAAGAUUCUGAACGUACAUAUGCGCUACAUAUAUUUUUCCAAUUUUAAGUUACUUCACGUUAUAAAAACAUGACACGAUAUUUCCUUUUUUGCUUAUUCGUGUGUUUUU